This is a messenger RNA of Sciurus carolinensis (gray squirrel), 4663 nucleotides long. Its product is annotated as pregnancy zone protein-like. Gene Ontology annotation, molecular function: endopeptidase inhibitor activity. The record is from RefSeq and is a predicted model, not a curated record. Gene Ontology annotation, cellular component: extracellular region. The transcript has 35 exons. Bases 48 to 4484 code for a protein of 1478 amino acids. NCBI's taxonomy places the organism in Eukaryota, Metazoa, Chordata, Mammalia, Rodentia, Sciuridae.
AGGAAUCAAGAGCUUGGCUCCCGUUCUCUUCUAUUCCUCUCUGCACCAUGAGGGGAAAUCAAUUGCCCAAGUCACUCUUAAUUCUACUUUUCCUGCUUCUUCUCAGAGAUGCUUUGGCUACUACAAAACCGCAGUACAUGGUUCUGGUCCCAUUAGAGCUCUAUGCUCGAGUUCCUGAAAAGGCCUGUGUUAUCCUUAAUCACUUGAAUGAGACAGUGACACUGAGUAUGGAUCUGGAGUAUGGAACACAGAGCAGGAACCUCCUCACGGACCUGGUGGCAGACAGGGACUCAUUCCAAUGCAGCCCUUUCAUUAUUCCAGAGUUGUCGUCUUCCAUAGCAUUCAUUACUGUGCAGAUAAAUGGUACAACCCAGCAUUUCAAAAAAAGGGAGCCAAUACACAUAAUCAAAGUCGAGAACCUGGUCUUUGUCCAGACAGACAAACCUGUAUACAAGCCAGGACAAACAGUGAGAUUUCGCAUUGUCUCCGUGGAUAUCAAUUUUCACCCGUUCAAUGAAACAUUCCCAGUCAUUUAUAUUGAGAAUCCCAAGAAGAACCGAAUUUUCCAAUGGCAAAGUCUCAAGCUCCAAGGGGGACUCAGUCAGCUCUCCUUCCCACUAUCAGUGGAGCCCAUCCUCGGUCCCUACAAGAUCACACUGUUGAAGGAGUCUGGGAAAAGAAUAGAGCAUUUCUUUGAGGUGAAAGAAUAUGUUUUACCCAAAUUCGAGGUCCAAGUAAAAAUGCCCAAGACUAUUUCUUUUCUAGAUGAAGAACUUGAGGUAUCCGUCUGUGGCUUAUACACAUAUGGAAAACCUGUCCCUGGUUUGGUGACAAUUAAUGUAUGCAGAAAGUAUUCCCGACACCUUUCCGCCUGCCAUACCAAAUAUUCACGAGAUACCUGUGAAGAAUUCAGCCAACAGGCAGACAAAAAAGGAUGUUUCACACAACUGGUAAAAACUAAAGUGUUUCAGCCGAGACGAAGGGGUUAUGACAUGAAAAUACAAGUAGAAGCCACGAUCAGAGAGGAGGGAACAGGAUUAGAAUUAACUGGUUAUGAAUCAUGUGAAAUCACAAAUGAAUUGAGUAAACUGAAAUUUACUAAAGCAGAUUCACAUUACAGAACAGGACUCCCCUUUUUUGGGCAGGUUCUUCUAGUUGAUGAGAAGGGUCAGCCAAUCCCCAAUCAAAACUUAACUGUCCGUGCGAAUGGCGUCACCUUCCAAUCCGGUUUUACUACAAAUGAGCAUGGUUUGGCCAACAUUUCCUUCGACACCACCAGCUUCAAAGCAGCUUCCAUUGCCAUCACCGUUAUUUAUAAACUGACUAGUAACUGUUUUGAUGAUUGGUGGAUCAUGGAAGUUCAUGCAGAAGCACAGCACACUGCAAGUCUUGUGUUUUCCCCAAGCAAAAGUUAUGUUCACCUAGAACUUGUUGCUGGUACUUUGAUGUGUGGACAAAUCCAAGAGAUUAGAACACACUACAUUUUAAAUGAACAGAUCCUGAAGGAUGAAAAAGAAUUAACCUUCUAUUAUUUGAUCAAAGCAAAAGGAAGCAUCUCCAGAUCAGGAAUCCAUGUAUUGUCCAUUGAACAAGGAAACAUGAAAGGGACAUUUUCCUUCUCCUUUCAAGUGGAAGUAGACAUUGCUCCUACUGCUCAGAUACUUCUUUACACCAUUUUACCUAAUGGAGAAAUCAUUGCAGACACUCAGAAACUUGAAAUUGAAAACUGUUUAGCAAACAAGGUAAAUUUAAGUUUCUCAUCAGCCCAGGGCCUGCCUGCCUCAGACACUUACCUGAAGGUCACAGCCACGCCCUUCUCCCUCUGCGCUCUCAGGGCUGUAGACCACAGUGUACUGCUAAUGAAACCUGAAGCUGAGCUUUCACCUCAAUCGGUCUAUAAUUUGCUACCAAUAAAGAGUGUGCUUAGUGUUAUAUACCCGGAAAACACAGAGGAUGAAGAAUGUAUCAAUGCAAAAGACAUCAUUCUCAACGGAAUCGAAUACACACCAAAGAAGCAGGUCCUGCAGGGUACUGAUGUUUACACAAUUUUUAAGUCUGUAGGAUUAAAUAUUUUUACCAACUCAAAAAUCCGUAAGCCACAUUUUUGUUCACCUCCUCCUCAUCCAUAUGCACCAAUGCCUUUGUUCUAUGAAAGAGCAGAACCACAAGCCUUACCUGUUGGAAAUCGAGGUUCUUCUGGGAUGGUUUCCCCAAUGACAGUGAGGACAGACACUCCGACUAUGCAAGUGAAAGAGACAAUCCGGAAGUAUUUCCCUGAGACCUGGAUCUGGGACCUGGUGGUCCUCGACUUGUCAGGGCACAGCGAGUUGGCCAUGAAGGUCCCUGACUCCAUCACAGAGUGGAAGGCCGGUGCACUCUGCUUGUCUGGAACCACAGGGCUUGGCCUCUCCAAAACGGUCUCUUUUCAAGUCUUCCAGCCCUUCUUCCUGGACCUCACUCUCCCCUACUCUGUGGUACGAGGAGAAGCCUUCACCCUCAAAGCCACUGUGUCCAACUAUUUACCCCACUGCAUCCAGGUCAAAGUGCAGCUGGAGGUCUCUUCUUCUUUCCUGGCCACACCAAUAGAGGAUAAUGAAGAAUCUCACUGUGUCUGUGAAAAUGGGCAGAAAACCGUGUCUUGGGCUGUGACCCCAAAGUCACUGGGAAGGGUGAAUUUUACAGCUACUGCAGAUGCCCUGCAGUCUCAGGAACCAUGUGGCAAUGAGGUGACUGAAUUCCCAGCUCUUGUACAGAAGGACACUGUGGUAAAGUCCUUAAUAGUUGAGCCUGAAGGAAUAGAAAAGGAGGAAACUUACAAUACACUGUUCUGUGCAUCAGAUACCGGAGUGUCUGAAAAGCUGUCACUGAGAGUUCCUUCAAAUGUAGUUGCAGGAUCUGCCAGGGCAACAUAUUCAGUUUUGGGAGAUAUACUAGGCUCUGCAAUGCACAACCUACAGAAUCUUCUACAGAUGCCCUAUGGCUGUGGAGAACAGAAUAUGGUUCUUUUUGUCCCUAACAUCUAUGUUCUGAAUUAUCUCAAUGAGACACAACAGCUGACAGAGAAGAUCAAGUCCAAAGCCAUUGGCUAUCUUGUCGGUGGGUAUCAAAGGCAGUUGAAUUAUAAGCACAGAGAUGGUUCAUACAGCACCUUUGGGGAGCAAGAUGGUAGAGGGCAGGGAAACACUUGGCUCACUGCAUUUGUGCUCAAGUCCUUCGCUCAAGCUCAGUCAUAUAUCUUUGUGGAGAACUCACACAUCACAGAUGCUUUCACCUGGCUCUCACAGAAACAAAAGGAAAAUGGCUGUUUCCAACUCUCCGGAUCACUGCUGAACAAUGCAAUAAAGGGUGGGGUAGAUGAUGAGGUGACACUCUCUGCCUAUAUCACCAUUGCUCUACUGGAGAUGCCACUGCCUGCCACUCAUAAUGUUGUCCGAAAUGCUCUGUUCUGCCUGGAAACGGCCUGGGGCUCCAUUUCAGAGACCCAAGGAAUUCAUGUCUAUACCAAGGCAUUAUUGGCCUAUGCUUUUGCCCUGGCAGGAAAACAGGCCAGGCGAAGUGAGCUGCUUGAAUCUCUAGGCAGAGAGGCUGUGAGAGAAGGGGAUUCAAUGCACUGGCAACGUCCUGGGAACGUCCAAGAAGCUAAGACACUCUAUCAACCCAGAGCUCCUUCUGCUGAGGUGGAGAUGACGUCAUAUGUUCUCCUUGCUUACCUCACCACCUGGCCCACCCCAUCUUCAGAGGACCUGUCUGUGGCAUCACGUAUUGUGAAAUGGAUCAUCAAGCAGCAAAACCCCUUUGGAGGAUUCUCUUCCACUCAGGAUACAGUAGUAGCUCUCCAAGCCCUCUCCAAAUAUGGAGCAGCAACUUUCACCAAAAGUAAGAAGGCAGCUUUGGUCACUAUCAAAUCUUCUAAGACAUUCUCUGAAGUAUUCCAAGUAGAUGAUACCAAUCGCCUGCUGCUUCAGGAGGUCAUGCUGCCUGAGAUUCCAGGGAAUUACAGCACCACAGUGUCGGGGUCAGGAUGUGUGUACCUCCAGACAUCAUUAAGAUAUAACAUCGCUCCCAAGAAAGAAGGGAAAGCUCCAUUCGCUCUGCAGGUUGAUUCUCAUCCCAAAAAUUGUGAUGGAGUAGAUGCUCACAGGAAAUUCCAGAUUCAUGUCAACAUUAGUUAUACUGGUGAAAGACCCAGUUCCAACAUGGUUAUUGUGGAUGUGAAGAUGAUAUCAGGCUUCAUACCUGUGAAACCAUCAGUGAAAAAGCUCCAAGAAAAGCCUGAGAUUCAGAGGACUGAAGUGAGCACCAAUCAUGUUCUAAUCUACUUUAAGAAGCUAACCAAUCAAGUCCUGAGUUUCUCCUUCUUGGUGGAACAAGACAUCCAAGUAGAGAAUUUAAAACCAGCUGUAGUAAAAGCCUAUGAUUACUAUGAGACAGAUGAAUUCACAAUUGAAGAAUACAGUGCUCCUUGCAGUGCUGGUACAGUGUAAAUAGUAAAACCCAGUGCCGAUUUAAAGAAAAUGAACAGGCAUCUCAGUUCUCCACGAAAGGCUGCUGCCUAAGAUCAGUGUGUCAUUUCCAUAUUAUAAAAUCCUAUGUAUCUUUAUGAAUUGAACUAAACCAUAUGUAUUAUAGAAUUUCUCAAUAAUAAAGUUCAAGUAAAAUAUAA